This is a messenger RNA of Larimichthys crocea (large yellow croaker), 3771 nucleotides long. Its product is annotated as SPARC-related modular calcium-binding protein 1. Gene Ontology annotation, biological process: extracellular matrix organization. Gene Ontology annotation, molecular function: extracellular matrix binding; calcium ion binding; protein binding. Gene Ontology annotation, cellular component: basement membrane. Lineage: Eukaryota; Metazoa; Chordata; Actinopteri; Sciaenidae. The coding region runs from base 426 to 1784 and encodes 452 amino acids. The transcript is spliced from 11 exons. The record is from RefSeq and is a predicted model, not a curated record.
AUCAGUGUGCUGCUCCAUCAGUCACACCUGUCCAGGUGCAGUGUGCUGCUGAGUGGAUGAGCUGGUGUUCGCGCUGGGCCGCUGUGCUGUGAGCAGUCCUGCUGGUGUCACGCGGGUUUGAGCAGAGCGGAAAUGGGCAGUGCCUAAAGGGGGAGAGGGUCUGAUCCGCGCGGGCAGCACCGACACACCGACCGCUUUUACGCGCGAACCUGGAGCAGCUCGAGGGCAGCAAACAACAUGAGGAGCAGCUCGGUGACAUCCACGUGAUCCGGUCUGCAUUUGGACCUCUGGAUCCUGGUCAUCAGUGAAGUGCAGACUGGCCGUGGCCGCCUCGCGCGCACUGCGCCGCUUUGAAUCCUCGGAUCGACACGGAGCACGGGGCGCGGGGCGCGCGGACACUCCUCCUCUGCUCCGCGGUGUCAGGAAUGAUGCUCGCGCUCACCUUUACCUGCCGCGCGCUGCUCGUCGUCCUGCUCUCAGAGUCGGUUCAGACCGACAGAACGGCGCCUUUCCUCAUCACAGAGAACAUGUGGCCUCGUGGUUGCGUCCUGGACUGCCAGAGGGGGCGCCACAGAGCCGUGUGCGGGACCAAUGGCAGGCUGUAUAAAUCGCUGUGUGCCUUCCAGAGGGCCCAAUGCAUCAACACACAGCUCCGCCUCGCUCCACGAGCACACUGCUCAGAUCCUAGUCAGUCCAAAUGCCAGCUGGCCCGGACUCAAGCCCUGGAGGCCAGCACUCACAACAGUGGCGGCCAUGUUCAUCCAGCUGCUGCCGUCUUUGUGCCAGAGUGCCAUCCGGACGGUCACUUCCUGCCAGUGCAGUGCCACAAUCAGACCGGAUACUGCUGGUGCUCCACGGCCGACGGCAAACCUGUCAGCGGUACCUCAGUCCUCCACGUGAUCCCCAACUGCACAGAUCACAUCAACAAGUUGGCUCAGAUCACUGAUGCAGAUUCAGCUCCAGUCCAAGAUGACACUGGUGAAGCAGGUCCGACACCGGACCCCAGGAAACCUGCAGAGCUGACAGCUCCUCCGUUCUGGGUGACCAUCCUGAUGAACUCUGACCCCAAAGGAAACCGCUCAGUCAGACGACCUACUGACAGUCCUCAGACGUGUGAGCGUGAUCGAGCGUCGCUGCUCUCUCAGAUGCGUUCAGCACGGCAGGAAGAGCGCUUCAUCCCAGAAUGCACUGCAGACGGCCGCUACAGCCCCGUGCAGUGUCACGCUGCCACAGGUUACUGCUGGUGUGUGAGGGUGGAGAGCGGCAGGCCGCUGCCAGGCACCUCUGAAAGGAAUCACAUCCCAGACUGCACUGGGGCAGAGGAGGCGCCGGCAGACAGGAGGUACAAGGACAAACCUCUGCCAGGCUGUCCCGGAGCUCAGAAGAAGCAGUUCCUGCAGAGUCUGGUCCGAGCUCUGCAGCUGGAAGCAGAGCAUGCUGGAAGUCUGAGUCCCUCCCAACCCUCAAACACACCUCCCUCCAGCUCUCCAUCUACACCUGUCAACACUCCGACCUCCUCCUCUUCGAUCCUGGACGCUGUCUCUCCAGCUGCUCCAGAGGCUGCAGAGUCCUCCAGGCCAGAGGUGGUACUGCGGUGGCACUUCAGUCAGCUGGACGUUGACUCCAGUGGGGUGCUGAGUGAACGCGAGGCCCGACCUCUUCGUCAGUUUCUGCGACGGAGGCUGAAGCCACGACGGUGUGCUAAGAAGUUCGCUCAGUACUGCGACAGGGACGGAGACCGAGGCCUGACGCUGGAGGAGCUCAGGGUCUGCCUGGGCCUCUGAGGUGGAUCACAGCCAGAACAAUGAGACAAAUCACCUGGAUCCAAACACCUCUCCCACCACUCCACUGUCACCUUUCAAGGUUCUAUUUAUUCAUCUCACAAAAUCAUGGAAAUGUCAUUGCUCACAUCCUUUUUCAUCCGACACUGAUUAGAAGACACAUGAAUACCAUCUAUUGUCCUCGCUGUGGUCACGGCUCGGCGCCCGGCUCUCAGGAUACAUUAUUUAUCCUGUUCUCAUCUGUUUGCCUCCGUUCUCACCGCCCACAGGCUGCAGCAGUUCAACAGGACAGACAGAAAACACAUCACAGGAUGUUAAAUGGUUUUAUUAAUGUUUUAAUACUAAUUUACUCCAAAUCAAUAAACUUCUGGCUCCCCAUCACCAUAUCCUCUCUUUAAUGUACAGGUCUGCCUCUGAAGCCUUUCCUUUCCUUGUUUGUACAGCGAGUGACAGAUUAAAGGAAAAACCAACAUGAAGUUUCUUUGUAAAGCCGCUGGAACAGUGUGUGACACUGAUUCUGCAAGUCUUUCCACUCUCACCUGAUGUUUUAAAGUAUGCACUCGCCCACUUGUUGAGAAUAUGAUGAGGAUGACUCAUCUGACAUUAACACAUCUCUGUAGAGCAGAGUCACACGUGCACCCAUCUUUACAUCGUCUCUGUGAUUAUGGAUGGACAGUCUGAUCACGUCCUGCACAUUCACAGCCAGCUGAAUAAGUUCUGUUCCUCCUCACAUGUCUCACUAAUGCACGAGCAUCACGCUCAUGAAACACGUCCUUCCCACAGAUCUGAAUGCUGAUGUCACUUUAGUCUCUUCCUAUUGAAACCAGUCGAACAGUCUUUGUGCCUGAAGCUCCUCUCAUACGCCCAAACAAGUCACUUUAUGUUUUCCUCUUGGUCCUGCUCAGCAUUUAUCCAGGCAGCCACAGAGCACAGACCGGACGUUCAUUCGUUCAUUGCAGUGAAUUCUUCAUGUUUUUCCUUUAAUUUGUCACCUGUGCAUUGAUUCCUGCUUCCUGUCUUUCCUCUUUCUCAGGAUUCCUCCUUUCUCCUUGGUCCUUUCUUUCUUUCCUUUAAUUCUUAGCUCCUUCUCUGGGUUGAACUUCCUUUGUUCGAUCAGUCCUUCACUUCCCCUUUCCUUAAUCUCUCCUCUGCGAACAUCCUCACCUCCUUCCCUCCAGCCUCCUUUUCUUCCCCAUAUUUUAUAUUCAUAUUGACAAUAUAUUGAUGUAACAUAUUUUGAUAAGUUUUUAUUUACUUCAUAUUUUUUUAUAUGUUAUAUUUUAGACGAUAUAUCAGUCUGCAGAACUUUAUAAGACACUAAAUUGUUGAAGUAUCUUGUUUGUAAAUGUGAUUUUAAUAAACUGACGUCGUCGUCUCCUUUUCAUUCAUGUGAACGCUGUUUGCCGGUAAUAUUCAGCGGAUGUGCAUGAAGUCGCCUCAUCAUUGUUUUGGUCUCACAGGGAGGCUGCUGGUUGCCACAGCAACAGCUGCCCUGCUCGUCGCCUCACAAUAAACAAAUGAGCCGAUCAACAGGAAACAGCAGAGGAACAGCACGUCUCAUAACAGUCAAACAAACAUUAUUUCCCAGGGUGCAUUAGCUCCUGUCCAAGUUCAUCACUGCGGCUGAAAGUGAUCGGAUUGGACGUUAACAAGACUCACAGUCAUGUGUCGCCUGUGAUCUCUCUUCUUCUGUGGUGUCCAGACUGAGUCUGAAGGGCUCUCCUCUAAUGGGCUGCUGGUGUUUGUGUGUUUACUGUCACAGGCUCUAAUGAUACUGUCUUCUGUCACAAAGCUACAACAACACCCCGAGGACAGGCGAUGGCACAAGUACACUUCAUCUGUUUUGUCAGUAACGGCGUCUGCUCGCCUGUCCCUGCAGAGGUCAGACAGGCAGCAUCAGCAUUUUCAGCAGCUCCACUUUCUGUCACAUUUUGCAAAGAAUCUAAGUUUCAGUCAGACUUUGUACAGAUUCAUGUUCUCUCAAAAAUAA